UCUUUCCCUCCCUCCGCCGUCCCCUCCGCCUGAUAUAAAGAAAGACGGCGACGACGACACUUUCUCUCUCUACCAAGAAGCUCCAUUUCCAUCUCCCUUUCUCUCUCUAGCGUCUCCGUCGUCUCGCCACGGGGAUGAGGAGGGAGGAGGAGGAGGAGGUGGAGGAGCAGGAAGCGGAGAUCGACCGCCUGCCCGUCGACGUGCUGGCGCAUGUCUUCUUCAUGAUCCCGUCCUUCGCGGAUUUGGCGAGGGCGAGCGGGGUGUGCAGGAAAUGGAAGCGCGCGGUGAAGCUGUCGCUGGGGCGGAGGGAGAGGCUCAGCUUCGCGGGGCUGAAGAUGGACGACGAUUCCACCUCCCGCGUCGUUCGCCGCGCAUACGCCCUCCGUGAACUCGACAUUUCAAAGAUUUGUUGGGGCUGCCAUAUUACCGAUGAAGGGCUGUCCAGAAUUUCAAUGAUGAAAUGCGCGGGGAAGCUUACGUCCAUCUCUCUGUUGGGGAUGACAGGGGUCACCGACCAAGGUGUUGCUAAGCUGAUUGCAAGAGCUACUGCUUUGCAACAUCUGAAUAUCGGCAGCACAUUCAUCACCGAUGAAUCAUUAUAUGCGAUUGCCAAUAGCUGUCCACAUCUGAAGAGCAUUUCCCUAUGGAGCUGCCGUCAUGUGACUCAGAACGGGCUUCUUUUCCUUGUAAAUAGAUGUCGCAAACUCGAAUCAAUCAAUGUCCGGGGAACAAGAGUUCCUUUAGAUUGUUUCGUCAAUCUGCUCACCAUAAAUCCAGGUCUUCAGAUGAAAUAAAACAAAUACAACUAUUCUCAAAGUGUUACGAUGGUCUCUUUUGGCCGGCAAAGCUGUACAUGAUUCUUCCUGCUGUGUCGGCAAAGCUGUACAUGAUUCUUCCUGCUGUGUCGUAAUUGCUUUUGUAUAGAUUUAUACAAUUGUAAAGAAGAAACUGAUGAGCCCUGGUGAACUUAGGUUCAUCAGCAGCAAUAAGAUGUGUAUGUGGAUUUAUUCAUCUCUUCAGUAAUAAAAGGAUUUCCAAGUAAA
Molecule: messenger RNA, 1043 nt
Organism: Eucalyptus grandis
Lineage: Eukaryota; Viridiplantae; Streptophyta; Magnoliopsida; Myrtales; Myrtaceae
Product: F-box protein At5g67140
Exons: 5
Coding region: 135-794 (219 amino acids)
Biological process (GO): SCF-dependent proteasomal ubiquitin-dependent protein catabolic process
Cellular component (GO): SCF ubiquitin ligase complex
Molecular function (GO): protein binding
Source: RefSeq, a predicted model, not a curated record